CGAAUUCAUCUUAUUUACGUCUCAUGCCAUCACCAUCACCAUCACCAUCACCAUCACCAUCACCAUCACCAUCGCCGGCGUUAUUCCCGCCGCGUCGACGUCAUCAUCGUUAUCUCUUUAAGCCAUUUCGAUGCGUUCCACUUCAGCAACAAGAACCCCAGCUCGAGCAGGGUGAUUUCGAUGAAGCAGUGAUUUUGUGUGAGGAUUGUAACGGGAAAGGAUGGUUGCUCUGCGAUUUCUGUAAUGGACAGAAAACAAAUGUGAAGUCUGAGAACAAUCGAAUCUAUCGACGUUGUCCAACUUGUAAAGCUGUGGGAUUUGUGUUGUGUAGAAAGUGUAAAGUGUUCAAGUGUGUCACAUUUCCUAAUUCUGAAGACGGCGAUAAACUUAUGUUCUAAGCUCUCCUUGUGGUAUCAAAACUCUUCUUCUCCAACUAAGGACACCAUUUGAGUUUUCAGGUUCCUUUCUUCUUCCAAUUGUUAUAUAUAACUGUUGUUCUUACUCGCCAAGCUUGAAUAUCAAAUGUAGCCAUAUGUAUGAUAAGCACAUUGUAACAUUAAUCAGACUAGUGAUUGCAUUGGCUUCUUUACUGAUCUUUAUGUUCAUGUGUGAAGCUGACUUUCUAACCUUUCCUGGUUGAUUUUUGUCUGUAAUGUGUCUCAUUGAUUUAUCCUUAAAAAAUGUGAUUUCAUUGU
Molecule: messenger RNA, 695 nt
Organism: Arabidopsis arenosa
Lineage: Eukaryota; Viridiplantae; Streptophyta; Magnoliopsida; Brassicales; Brassicaceae
Source: the annotation of a GenBank genome assembly